Messenger RNA from Meira miltonrushii, 2200 nucleotides. RefSeq lists its product as uncharacterized. The transcript has a single exon. The coding region runs from base 124 to 2097 and encodes 657 amino acids. Gene Ontology annotation, cellular component: Z disc; nucleus. The record is from RefSeq and is a predicted model, not a curated record. Gene Ontology annotation, molecular function: transcription coregulator activity. Lineage: Eukaryota; Fungi; Basidiomycota; Exobasidiomycetes; Exobasidiales; Brachybasidiaceae.
CAUCAUCCAAUUGCGUUUGGAUUGCUUCUUUUCCUUUGCUUCUAUCAUUAUCAUUCCGUUUCUAUCACUGCAUAUCAUAUUCCAAAAUUUUUCCCGAAAAAGAAGCUGUCUAAUACUCAAAAUAUGCCGGCAAUGCCUGCUGCUCGGAUGAGCAAUAUGACAUUGGCAAUGCCAUCAUCCAUCUCGAAAGAUCUAAGAACGCCAUCUCCUCGUUCAAGUGCAACAAGAGAUCUCAACAGUCUACAUUCAUCACCUGCUCAAAGUUCUGCACCAAUCUCACCAUUACUUCUUCCAACGUCUGACGGCGCAAUUUCCAAGAUUUGCGGAAGCAUUAUAGAACCGGAAGAACAACGGCAAAGAUGGGCUUGCAACGGUUGCAAAACUGUUUUUGCAAGAGAUGCGACUAUCUACCUCAAACCUUCUGCUACAACCUCUUCCACCCCGCUAAAAGAUGCAAGCUCGGUAUUGAACAGACGACUAGAGGCUUCAAGUGGAGCAAAAGAACAUUUCUGCAAGUCAUGCUAUACAGAACGUUUUGCGAUCGGAAACUGCUUUACUUGUUGUAAUCCGGUAAUCGGAUCGACAAAGGAAGACGGGAAGUUUGUCAAAUCGGGAAUGGACGGGCAUAUUUGGCAUGGGAGGUGUUGGAAGUGCGUGGGCUGCAACGCUUCUUCGACCGAGAAAGAGAUUACACUAGGGAUGGAUGGAAGGCCGGUGUGCGAGGAAUGCUUUGACAGACCUUUACCUCGACGAAAUGUUGUUCCCGCUCGACCUAGUUCGCCAUUCAAGGAACCCGGUCCUCGUCGGGUUUCGCCCCCAACAUCAUUGAUGAGUGGAAGUGCAACAAGGCAAGGGAUGGGUGCAGCUAUUGCAGAACUUUCACGAAAAUUCGGACAGCCAGUUCCAAAAGCUUCUCAAACUGGAUCUGCUACUGUUACACCUUUAGCAUCUCCCACCUUACCGCAAUCAUCAUCUUUUGGCCGAGAAAGUCCUUCGAGACUUACUCGCACAAACAGCUUUACUACAGGCGCUCGACCUUUGACGGCGCAAUUUUCAGGCACAGGCUUCAAUCUAGCAGCUUUCAGACCAACAACGCCAACCGCUAUCUCAAGAUCGGAUUCCCGCAGUCGUUGCAAUAGUCUAUCGAAGGAGAUGCUAGAGAAGUCAUCAGACAAGGAUGUUGAAAUUUGUGCGAAAUGCUUUAGAGGACCUUUUGAUGGACCUGAAAAUACGGAUGGUAUAGCAAGUGAAGCUUGUAUGGUGUCUUUACAAGGAGGUAUUGUACACUACCAUUCAAGCUGCUUUUACUGCGAUGUAUGCAAGAAGACUUUGGAUACCGCUCUUCGUUCUUUUAUCCGAUUAGAUGAAGGUCGAUUUGCACAUCCUGCUUGUGCACCACCUGCAACUGUCACACGUUCUUCACAGCCAGUCACUUCAGGCUCAGUAGGAAUGACGCCAUCUUCUUCAACGUCUUCUUCUAUCGGUGAACAAGAUCAUGCUACCCAUCAACGCUUACCCCGUCCUAGUACGCAAGCAGAUGCAAAGCAACACACAUUGCCUACAUCGUACCUGAACGGAGUAGCACCACCCAAAGCAAGCGGCGGUCGUUCCUCAAGUGGCUAUACACCUUCAACAUCAUCCUCUUCUGCCAAUCGACGCUUUCAGCCAACGUCAGGAGCUGCACCGCCAACCCGUUCAACUUUGUUGCACUCACAACCAUCUUCAAAUCCCGCAAUGCGUACCAAUGCAAGUUUAGCCGUUUCUUCUUUACCGAACAGAGGACCGGAUACGAUGACCACUUCAACAUCGGAUAAAUUUGGUAAAUUAGGCGGAAUGCAAAUCUGUUGUGGUUGCAAUGCCAAAACUUCAUCUUUGGAAGGUGUUCGUGGACCGCGUGGACAAUUAUGGCAUAGGAAAUGCUUGGUUUGCAGUGCCAAGCCGAUCUCCAACGAUAGCUCAAGAAGAUUUUCACUUCAAGCACCACCCCAACAAUGCGGGAAACAACUAGACAGUUCGGCAAAAGUCACUGCUGACGGACAGUUACGUUGCAGAUCUUGUUAUGAUCGUGAGCAUGGACGCCAUCGUGUGGCGGUUUGAUUGGCUGUUUCUCCUUGUAUUCUCUUUCAUUCUCUCAGCACUACAAUAUCUGACCCAGUUCUCAUUCAACAUGUAUAUACUACUUCAAUAGAGCAAUCCUGAU